CGCAAUGAUACAUUGGCAAGGUGAGCAAGAUGGGCGGGGCUUGGCUUGCGCUGGUUGGAAGAGCCGCGGUUUUGAGGGUUCGGUGGAAUCUCUUCGCAGUAGAUUGAAGGAUAAUCAGAAUGCAGACUCCAGUAACUCUUCUGGCUUCACCAGCUCUGCUCCGCUGUUGUUCUCGAAUUCUAACUAGGCCAGUUUCCCUAUCUUUAUUGAGCAGGCCUGAGACUCAAACUGUGCAGCCUUUUGGCUUUUCCAUUCAUCAGCUGGCUAAUCGGGAAAUCCAAACCAGCUCUGUCUCCUGUGAUAUUGAUACAGCUGCUAAGUUCAUUGGUGCUGGUGCUGCUACGGUGGGAGUAGCUGGUUCAGGUGCUGGGAUUGGAACAGUGUUUGGCAGUUUAAUCAUUGGUUAUGCCAGGAACCCAUCCCUCAAGCAGCAAUUGUUUUCUUAUGCUAUCCUAGGUUUUGCCCUUUCGGAAGCCAUGGGGCUCUUCUGUUUGAUGGUGGCGUUCUUGAUUCUGUUUGCCAUGUAAAAAGCUCUGCUGUCCUCUCUCUCAGUUUAAGCCUGCUUCUCUCACUGAAAUGUUAGAAAUAUAAACAAACUUUAAAUAAAUAUAAUUCAAGUUUU
Crotalus tigris (Tiger rattlesnake) is the source of this 622-nucleotide messenger RNA. It is a transcript of the gene ATP5MC1, whose product is annotated as ATP synthase membrane subunit c locus 1. Gene Ontology annotation, biological process: proton transmembrane transport; proton motive force-driven ATP synthesis. The transcript is spliced from 5 exons. Gene Ontology annotation, molecular function: proton transmembrane transporter activity. Lineage: Eukaryota; Metazoa; Chordata; Lepidosauria; Squamata; Viperidae. Bases 120 to 527 code for a protein of 135 amino acids. The record is from RefSeq and is a predicted model, not a curated record.